Molecule: messenger RNA, 3794 nt
Organism: Thalassophryne amazonica
Lineage: Eukaryota; Metazoa; Chordata; Actinopteri; Batrachoidiformes; Batrachoididae
Gene: frmd4bb
Product: FERM domain containing 4Bb
Exons: 23
Coding region: 186-3059 (957 amino acids)
Biological process (GO): establishment of epithelial cell polarity
Cellular component (GO): cytoskeleton; bicellular tight junction; adherens junction
Source: RefSeq, a predicted model, not a curated record
GAGACGCAGGGAGGGCGGGAGGAGAUGCGGGGUUUGUUCACAUAAUAGUCGGCGGCUAAAGGCGUGGUGAGCGCGGCUCGACGCGGGGCGAACGGCACGGCAUAAAGCCGAUAACCGGCCAAUAUGUAGGCGAACGGCUACCUUAUCGACACCCAAAGAGGGAUACGAGCGUCAGGAGCGCAAAGAUGACAGAAGGAAGGUUGUGCCAAGUGCUGCUGCUGGAUGACAGGAAGCUGGAGCUGCUGGUUCAGCCGAAGCUCCUGUCGUAUGAACUCCUCGACUUGGUGUCCUCCCAUUUCAGCCUCAAAGAGAAGGAGUUUUUUGGACUGUCAUUUGUUGAUGACAAUGGUCAGUGUAAGUGGUUGCAGAUGGACCGCAGAGUUCUUGAACAUAACUUUUCAAAGAAGCACGGACCCAUUGCCCUGAACUUCCUGGUCAGGUUUUAUGUUGAAAAUAUCACACAGCUUAAGGACAUCAUAACGGUGGAGUUAUUCUUCCUGAAUGCAAAAUCUGCAGUGUACAGUGGAGUCAUCGAAGUGGAAAGUGACAAUGUCUUCAAACUAGCUGCAAAUGCUUUGCAGGAGGCUAAGGGAGACUACACCAGUGAUGAAAACACAAGAGCUAACUUGAAGAAACUUCCAACUCUUCCCACCAAAGUGCUAAAGGAACACCCUUCACUUGCAUAUUGUGAGGAUCGAGUGAUUGAGUAUUACAAACAGCUGAAGGGAUUCACACGAGGACAGGCCAUUGUGCAGUAUUUGACAUUGGUGGAAUCGUUGCCCACAUAUGGUGUUCAUUAUUAUGAAGUUAAGGACAAACAAGGGAUCCCAUGGUGGCUUGGAAUCAGCUACAAAGGCAUUGGCCAGUACGAUCUCCAGGACAAAUUAAAACCAAGAAAGUUAUACCAGUGGAAGCAGCUAGAAAACCUGUACUUCAGAGAGAAGAAAUUUGCUGUAGAAGUUAAUGAUCCUCACAGGAGGGCAGUGACCAAGCGCACAUUUGGGCAGACAGGCCUACUCAUCCACACGUGGUAUGCCAGCCACUCUCUGAUCAAAACCAUUUGGGUUAUGGCCAUUAGUCAGCACCAGUUUUAUUUGGACAGAAAGCAAAGUAAAGCUAAACUAGGCCCUGCAAAGAGUUUAGAAGAACUCGCCAUGGAUCUCACUGAGCAUGGAGGAGCAAAGAUAAGCAGACUGGGAGACACGGGGCUGAAGAAUAACUUGAUGACUGCCAGCAAUGGAAGCUUGGUAUCCACAGGAUCUGCAGAUUCUGAAAUGAGUGAAGAACAGAAGAAAGAGAAACUGUCUGAACUGAGGAAAAAAGAACAGGAGAUCCAAGAGAUUCUGGCCAAGAAAACAAAAGAACUAAAGAAGAUUUGCUUGAGAGAGGCGGAGCUUACAGGGAAGCUGCCAAAAGAGUACCCCUUGUCAGCAGGGGAAAGGCCUCCUCACGUCCGACGACGAGUUGGAACUGCAUUCAAAUUAGACGAACUUUUCCCCUACAAUGAGGAUCCCUUCUUGAGGAACUUGGAGAGCCGGUUUGCCCUGCAGCAAAAAAUUGUUGAGGCGGCCAAAAAGCUCGCGAAUGAGACAGAAAUCUGCAAGACAGUAAAGAAGAAGAGGAGGAGAAACUGUUUGGAUGCCAUGCACAAACUCCAGCAGAUAGAGGACGAGAUGAACCAGUACAGAAUCAAGAAGGGAAAGAAGCCCACACAGCGAGCCUCUGUCAUUAUUGCAGAUGAGCUUGUUCGAUCAGACUGUGGCUCCCUGUCUAGUCUCCCACUUGAUGAUGAUGACGCAGAAAGUGUCACUCAGAGGCCCCGAUCACAGUCAGUCCAAGGUUCACCUCAGCUCAGUCCGAUGCGUUCGCUGGGAGCAGAAUAUGAUGUGGAGAAACCGAGGGAGAAUUACCACAUCAAGAAUCUCAGCAGAUUAGCUUUUGAAGGUCAGGAGGCUUCCCACUACUACCAGAGUCCAAGAGAGAUCUCAUCCACCCACAGUAGCCCCUAUAAAACCCUUCCCAGACCUCCUAGGGACCCACACAGCAUGCCUCCCACCCCGGUUAUGACCCGCAAUGCCUACAGCAGCAGCCAGCUCAGGUCAGAGGGCUCUCCUCAUUGCUUCAGGCAUCGCAGUGGAAGCUUGGAGUCGCAGCCCCGGCUGAGGAAAGACACAGACUCAGAGAAGACCGUCUUCAUGCUUUCACCAGCCCACCGCAGCAGCAGCACGGAGAUACUAGAAGAUCGCUCCUCCUACACCAGUCAGUCUAGUCUGGACUACUGCGGGGCAUCCAACUCCCAUUACAGUACGCUGGACUCCCGAACCUCAACCAUGCAUCGUCUUCAAAAGAAGUUGGAAGUGUAUGGAAAUACCGGGAGCAUGCCCAACUUGGCACAGCACCAUUCUGGUAGUGGUUAUGUAUGUGAGACCCCUGCACACUAUGCACCCAGUGCCUACUACGUCACCGGCUACCCAUGUCCAGAGAUGGAGCCUUACGCUAACGGUGCCUAUGUGUAUGAGAACGAAGUAGAAGGUCACUAUAACCUCAACCCAUCCUACCAAAUGAAUGGGUAUCAUGGACAUGACAGAUACAGGCUUUACAAUAGUGACCAUGCAGACGGUCUUUCCCAGAAUCCCUAUGCCACUCUGAGGCCACCGCGGACGAGAGAAGGGCCCAGAAAUGAGCUGUUAGCCAAAAACAUGCAGAAAGCCCUGGUAGCAGAGCACCUGAGAGGCUGGUACCAACGAAACAAGGGCCACAGAGAUGGCGGCAGAGGGAUGCUGGCUGGAUAUGACUACGACACCGGCUCUCAGCUCAGCCUAGGCUAUCAAACCAUGCCAGCUGGUUUCAGCCACUCUAGCCGGGCCACUUCCUUUUCCUCAGUGUCCUCAGUGGAAAGCACAGGGAACUGGCGUAACCAGCUGUCUGUGGGCCUAACAGACUGUGAAUCAGCUGACACACCUCAGUAUCAUCACCACGGAGCACCGCCUUCUUUGUACAACCGCAGCCCCACACACAGCAGAUUUCAACUGAAUGGGAGCUACAUGGGCAUCCACUGACAAGGACCAACUCUGACAGUGGCACAAAAAAUGUGACCGAGAGAAAAAAGAAGGUGACAGUGAAGCCGGAGUAAAGCUGCUCAAUAACUCUUUGCUGCCAUAACUCAAUCAUGGGAGAUGUACAUCCAGUAUACCCUGUCCUGGUAUUACAGUAACCUCUGAACACAGUGAUGCCACUCUUGAAUGACUUUCCCAUGUGCCUUGGAUUGGAUGAUUUGUACAGGCAGAUGAGAAUGUGUCAAGAUUCAGAAAAGACGUUGCACAACCAUACUGGACUUAAACACAGAGAAAAAAAAGAGGUAACAUACAUUUUUGCUGUAGAGUCCAACUUCAUGUAUUUUAACGGGAACUAGCUAUUGCCUUAUACAAAGUAGUACCACUUUUACAUCAGUAAAUAAUGGAAAUCAGCAUCAAACAUAAGAAGUGGUUAUUUAUUAGAGCAGAUUGUGUGUUUGAUGAAUUUCCAUUUCUUACAGUUUUUUUUUUUUUUUUUCAAAACUUUGAAUCAGAAUGUAUCCUGUGUUAGCUGGUGUCGUAAUGUGGUUUAAAAUGCAUGAUGACAAUAUCACAUUUUGAUAAAAAAUGGAAAUUUUUUUAUGAACGGAAGAUCACUGCCGAAAAAAAAAUCAUGUCUCAUUUGUUUUGUCACAUAUUUGUACAGUCAUUGUGUUGUUAUAUGUUGUUAGAUGUUGUCAUAAGAUACUUUCCACUGAGAAUAAGGAUGUGAAUAAAUGU